UGGAACUAAGAAACAAUUUGAAAAGCAAUUAUAUAUGACGCAACUCGUUAUCAAAAACAAUGGACAGUAAUUUUUUAAUGGAGGAUCCAAACGCAAAUUGAGCUGGGAAUUUGCUCGCGAUUCAAGAGCUUUUUUAGCCCUUCCACGUUUCUAUUAUUUGUUUCUCGUUUUGUCCCGAACGUUAGCAGGAAGGAGGUUGUUCCCAAAACGUGGACGCAAUGGAUUCCAAUCGAUGGACGAGAGCAAUAUCGUCAAAGGGCACGCGCGUUGAGGUUGCAUUUAUUAUGCAAAUUUUUGUCACGGUAGAAAUCGUUUGGCUGGGUUUGGGGGCGUUUUGGUUUAGCGGCGCUGCUUGGCAUUCUUCAACGACACUAUUGGAUCAUCGUUAAUGAUAAGGUUAAAGCGUUAUGAUACAUUUAUGUCGACACGCGGCGUGUAUUUUAUCAAAAUACAACGGACCAAGUGGCGUGGACGCAAUGUUGGUACGACAUAAAAACAGUGGGGAACACCCGACCGCCGGUAUAAUCGUGGUCGGGGACGAAAUUGUGAAGGCACAAGUGAAAGAUACUAAUUCUUCCUAUGCGUGCAGCUUGCUGUACAAGUAUGGAGUCAAAGUUCAGAAAAUUUCAGUCAUACGAGAUGACAUCGAAAACAUUGCAAAGGAAAUCAAAGACUUCUCCCAAAAGUUUAACUACGUUUUCACAACCGGUGGUAUAGGACCAACUCACGACGAUGUCACGUACGAAGCUGUGGCAUUGGCUUUUCACGAUACGUUGCACUAUCAUCCGACAUUGAUGGAUAUUGUGAAGAAUCGUUUUGGUUGCAAAAAUUUUCCCUCGCCUAGUUAUAAAAUGGCGUAUGUACCGACCAAGUCCGUGCUUAAGUUCGGAAUAAACGAGACAACGGGGCAAGCGUUCCCGUAUCCGUGCAUAGUAAUGGAAAACGUUUUCGUAUUUCCCGGAUCGCCCAGGUUUUUCGAAUCCAACUUUCAGGCUUUGUGCAAGGAGUUUUUCGCUGGAUACAGGGGCUUCACGACAACGGAAGUUUACGUGAACGCAAACGAGGAAUCGUUUGCAAAUAUUUUAACCGCAGUCGUGCGGGAAUGUCCGAACGUUUCGUUCGGUUCGUAUCCGGAACACAGCAGAUAUUACAAAGCUCGCGUCACUAUAGAAAGCGAGAACGAGAAAGACGUCGAGGUAGCGAAAAAAAUGUUUUGCGAACGUGUCCCGUCCGAUGUGUUGGUGAAUUACGAUCGCGCGCCUCACACCGAUUGUCUUGCGAAGUACGAGAAAUUGCUUCAGCAGCCUCGAACUCGAGCUAUUUACAAGAGUUCCUUCGAGAAAUUUGUAAAUUAUUAUCAGAAUCCCGACGAAGUCUGGAUAUAUCUGGACGGCAGCGAGGAAUCUGUUAUUAUGGUGCACCUUGCACGGGUCGCCCAUAAUAAACUAAGACAGAGUUCCAAGUCGAAAUUGCAUGCGUUCUACUUUAAGUUCGAUCAUUUAGAACCGGUUGUGAACGAAUUUUUUCGAGAUAUUAGCUACAAGUACGACGUCGAAUUGUGUAGCCUACGAUGCGACGAGAUCGACGUACGUCGAUUGAUCGCGUCGCGGUCGGAAUUAAAAAUGUUGCUGCUUGGAAAACGGUCGAACGUCAACGAAAACGAAAUCUACGAGAAUCUGACGCGGGUCAGUAACAACGCUCCUGUGCAAAUAAAUUGUCCCCUCAUCGACUGGACGGACGACGAUGUCGCAAGUUUCGUUGCGUCUCUCUCUUUACCUUAUUACGCGACAGGUGAAACUCAAUUGGCUCGGUAGGAAAUUGAUAACAAACGAGGAAAUCUGACGGGGGAUUCGCAACGUGAAUAAUCGCGCAUAAUUCGAAUCGAAUUUCGUAAUUAUUCGUCCAUGGUCAUCGCAUUGCAAUAAAUAACCGUGCAUACAAUAAAGAGGAGAAUAAAGUUUGAAAAUAGCUUCCAUAUUCGAAGCUCUUUUAUACCGUGGAUUUUUAACCGUCUUAACGCUUUGUCAACAUAA
This is a messenger RNA of Colletes gigas, 2033 nucleotides long. RefSeq names its product FAD synthase-like. The record is from RefSeq and is a predicted model, not a curated record. The coding region runs from base 408 to 1814 and encodes 468 amino acids. The transcript is spliced from 11 exons. NCBI's taxonomy places the organism in Eukaryota, Metazoa, Arthropoda, Insecta, Hymenoptera, Colletidae.